AUGAGUUUUCUUAUAACAAUGAUUUGCUGGAUGCCUUCAUAUGAAGACCCUAAAGAAAGUAUAGUGGUUAAAUACAUUAAUUCAACAUUCAAUAAUACUAAAGAUAUGUUAAUAGUGUUUAAUUAUGCUAUUGAUAAUAUCUAUGACCACCAUCUAGAUGAUGGAAUUUGGAGACCACCUUUAAAAGAUAUAUUUUUUGUUCAAAAAUGGAAUGAAAUGUACAACUAUUGCGAUUUAAACUUUUCUACAUUAGACAAAUUUGCAAAUAUUACUCAUCAAACUCAUUCAACUAUUUUUGGUGAUCCUGAUUACCGUAGUUCUAGGUACUAUGGAUAUGACCCAAUAAAUGAAAAUAAAAAGAAAUGGAGUAAAAUUGUGAUUAAUACAUAUUAUUCCGAACAAGAAUAUAUUGACUAUUUCAGUUUGAAUGACUAUCAACUUAAUGGUUUAAGAUCUAUUUUAGUGGAUUUAAUCAAAGAUUUGCCUAAUUUAUAUCGUCGAAAAAUAGAUGAAAGAGAAGAUACUGAUCAAUUGAUUGAGUGCAAUCAUUUACUCCAAAAAUAUUGCUUACAGUUGAUAGAACGCUGUCAGCAAUACGUGGAACAAAUUAAUACAACAAAUGUAUCAUUAUCAUUUUAA
This is a messenger RNA of Trichomonas vaginalis G3, 639 nucleotides long. RefSeq lists its product as uncharacterized. The record is from RefSeq and is a predicted model, not a curated record. Bases 1 to 639 code for a protein of 212 amino acids. The transcript has a single exon. Lineage: Eukaryota; Parabasalia; Trichomonadida; Trichomonadidae.